Molecule: messenger RNA, 528 nt
Organism: Fonsecaea erecta
Lineage: Eukaryota; Fungi; Ascomycota; Eurotiomycetes; Chaetothyriales; Herpotrichiellaceae
Exons: 3
Coding region: 1-528 (175 amino acids)
Source: RefSeq, a predicted model, not a curated record
AUGUUCAUUGAGAACAGCUUCUGGUCUCCCGCGACAGUACACGUACUCGAGCACACAACAACAACACAACAUCAGCAGCAGCAGCAACAGCAGAAGCAACAGCAGAAGCAACAGCAGAAGCAACAGCAGAAGCAACAGCAACAGCGCUACCCUCAGCAGCAACAGCAGCUACUACCAUCACAUCCCUUCUCCCUUUCUCUCGCCCGCUUGACAAGCAUCAUGGGCGCCUAUCUCUCGAUCUUGGCCAGCAACUCCUGCUGGGUUCUCAAGAAGUUUUUCCUGAAAUUGAGAAUCCGCAGGCGGGUUCGCAAGAUCUUACGAAAGCCACCCAAGCACGGGAGCACGUCGACCUUCGACUGCUCCCUCUCAGAGGUUCCUAUUGAACUCUGGGAAGGUGACUUCGGCCCUCUCUCUCCUUUCUCCUCUCCUGCCUCCUCUCCUGUUGUGUCGCCGGCGCCAACCCUCCCACGGGUUGUUCCGCGCCCUCGGCGUGGACACCUGUCCGACCGGUGGACAACAUGGAACUAG